Molecule: messenger RNA, 888 nt
Organism: Penicillium malachiteum
Lineage: Eukaryota; Fungi; Ascomycota; Eurotiomycetes; Eurotiales; Aspergillaceae
Product: transcription elongation factor DST1
Exons: 2
Coding region: 1-888 (295 amino acids)
Biological process (GO): transcription elongation by RNA polymerase II; regulation of mRNA 3'-end processing; transcription antitermination
Cellular component (GO): nucleus
Molecular function (GO): zinc ion binding; RNA polymerase II transcription regulatory region sequence-specific DNA binding
Source: RefSeq, a predicted model, not a curated record
AUGGAUGCCAAAGAAAUCGAGGGUAAGGCCAAGGCCUUGGGCAAGGCCUCCGCGCAGAAGGAGCCUGCGACGGUGAUCGUUGGUUUGCUCAAGGAGUUACAAACAGGUGUGCGGGCGAGCGAGGAUCUGCUUCGACGGACCAAGAUCGGUGUGGUUGUGAAUAAAUUCAAGACCAGCCAGGCUCCGGAAGUGGCACGACUAGCGAGCGAGAUCGUUUCAAAAUGGCGCAACGAAGUGAACAAGCAGAAGCAGGGUGGUGGAACCGCGGCCAGCCGGGCCUCAAACUCACCACGUCCACCCCAAAAUGGCACUGGAGCCUCUACACCCGCGAGCGCGACCCCAUCUGAUAAGGCGUCGAAGCUGUCUGUGCCACCCGACAAGCGAACAUGGAAGGCCGAUGGAGUGGACACCAAUGUUACAUCAAGCAGGGUCCGGGACAGCUGUAUCGGACUUAUGUACGAUGGACUGUGCACGGUGUUAUCGAUGGCAUGUGCUGUUGAAAAGGCUGCGCACAGUCACCUCGGGCCAGAGAUCAAGCCCGAAUACAAGGAAAAGAUGCGUAGUCUUUUCCAGAACCUGAAGAACAAGUCCAAUCCUACAUUACGAGUGCAAGUGCUCAGUGGAGAUAUCACCCCGGAGAAAUUUGUGCGGAUGACCAGUGACGAGCUACGAUCUGAGCAGCAGCGCGCAACCGACGAGGCUAUCAAGAAGAAGAACAUGAACGAUGCUAUGGUCGCUCAGGCGGAGCGUAGUAUCAGUACCAGCUUGCAGUGCGGCAAGUGUGGUCAGCGCAAGGUGACUUACACUGAGGCCCAGACUCGCAGUGCUGAUGAACCGAUGACACUAUUCUGCACAUGUCUGAACUGCGGCAAGUCCUGGCGACAGUGA